Messenger RNA from Solea senegalensis (Senegalese sole), 3748 nucleotides. RefSeq names its product huntingtin associated protein 1 (gene hap1). Gene Ontology annotation, biological process: anterograde axonal transport of mitochondrion; neurotrophin TRK receptor signaling pathway; neurogenesis. Bases 208 to 2577 code for a protein of 789 amino acids. Gene Ontology annotation, molecular function: signaling receptor binding. The transcript has 14 exons. Gene Ontology annotation, cellular component: dendrite. The record is from RefSeq and is a predicted model, not a curated record. Lineage: Eukaryota; Metazoa; Chordata; Actinopteri; Pleuronectiformes; Soleidae.
ACACCAAGCAGAUUCCCUUACACACCCUUGCACACAUACACACACACACAUAGGGGUAGACGCCCACUCACGUAGGCUGCUGGAUACUGUUGUCAUAUACACACACACACGCAGCUGCAGAAUGAUGGCAAAGGCAGAGCUGGCUUGUCACAGCGCAGACAACACACAGUAGAAUUCAAAGGGGGAACGAGUGAUUCUUUUAAACCGAUGGACUCAGAGGCAGAAGGGUGCAGCUUUUCUCCAGUCACCAUGGAGGUGUGGAGCUCCUCUGCAUCCGAGGAGGAGGAAGAAGAGAAGAGCACCUUCAGCUUUGGGGAUGAUCCAGCGGAGGAUGAGAAGAAAUGCCUCCAUGGCAAUAACAAUAAUAACAACAACAACAAUAAUAACAACAACAGGGACGGCCUUUGCAGGGAAGUGACACAAGUGCUGUGCGCGGACAGAGUGGGCCAGGUCACCAAGACGUAUCAUGACAUUAAAGCAGUCACCCACCUGCUGGAGGAGAAAGAGCGCGAUCUAGAGUUAGCGGCACGGAUCGGUCAGUCUCUCCUGAAGCAAAACCAAGAGCUGGCGUCGCGCAAUGAAAUGCUGGACGAACAUCUUGAAAUUGCAAAGGAGGAGAUAGCACAACUGCGUCAUGAGCUCUCGAUGCGAGACGACCUCCUUCAGUUCUACGCGAGCACCGAAGAGAUCGAGAACGCGGAGUCGCCCUCACUGAUAAAAAGGAACGAAUCGUGCAGUUCACUCAGCAACUUCGUCCACUAUGACUUCCUGCACCAGAAACUGAAGGGCCUGGAGGAGGAGAACCACAAACUGAGAAUAGAGGCGAAUGAGCUCACAACAGAGACGACCAACUACGAGGAGCAAGAGCAGGAGCUGAUGAUGGUGUGUGUGGAAGAGCUCUCCUCCGUCAACAGGCAGGUGGUCGACCUGUCAGAGGAGCUCGCCCGUAAAGUGGAGGACUGCGUGCGACAGCAGGAGGAGAUCAGCUUGCUGCUCGCUCAGAUAGUGGACCUGCAAGCCCGCUGCAAAGGACUCACCCAUGAAAACGAGGAGCUGAACCAGCAGCUGAAUUCCUCCCGUGAGAGUCAAGCAACGCUUAAAUCAGAGCUGAAGGACCUGCAGGACAAGUACUCGCAGUGUGAGGACAUGCUAUUCGAGGCCCGAGAGGACAUUAAAAACCUGCGGAACAAAAGUCUGCCCAACAGCAUGGUGCAGAGAUACACUGCCCUGGCCUCUGUCCUCCCCAUGGACUCAUUGGCAGCUGAGAUAGAAGGCACUUUCCGUAAAGGCCUGGACUCUCCGACUCCGUCAGAAUACAAGAACCACCCGUGGCGCGUGUUUGAAACGGUGAAGGUGGUAAACAAGGCCGGGAGGCUGCGGUCUCGGUGUCACUCGCCUGGACUCCCAGGCUCCAGUCCGGUGUCUGCUCGCUCCAGUUCUAACAGCACCCCGAGGACCAGCUACUACGGCUCUGAUAAUGCCAGCUUUACCCUGGAGGAGAAGCCCAGCUCCAGUCACACACAGAAGGAGGACAACAGCUCUGUCGGGCCAAAGCGUCUGGGUCAGCCCGGCACACCAGGAGGCCAGGACCUUGAAGCUGCUCUGUGCAGCCUGUCUGUCCGUCAACAGAACCACUCCUCUGAGCGGCCUUUCUUUGAAGUGGAGCGCGAGCGCAAACUCCGUGCCCUGGCAGCAAAUUGUGAGGAGGGCGAGGGCUCCAGUGGCUUCCUGACACCAAACAGCAUGGUCUCCAGCCCGGCAGCAUCAACAGGCACCAACUACUCCAACGGCAGCUCGCGGCAGUCCUGUGGAUCCUCAGGAGGAUCCAGGUCUUACCUGCCAGACCGCCUGCAGAUCGUCAAACCUUUGGAAGGCUCAGUGACUCUACAUCAGUGGCAGCAGCUGGCUAAACCAAACCUGGGAGGAAUCCUUCACCCUCGUCCUGGCGUCCUGACUAAAGACUUCAGGGAGCUCGAGGUGGACAUACAGCACGUCUACAGCCUCAAUGACCUGGAGGAGGAUGAACCGGACCUGCCGCACUUCUCUAGAGCACAUGGCAUGGUCGCUCCACCCGGUCCCAACCUCCCUCAGACUUCUCCCACACAUACCAUUACCACCUGCCAAGUCCUCCAACCCUCCCUUCUCAUCCCCUCCUUCUCUACUAGCCUUCACUCUUUCGGCCUGCCAUCUUGUGGGAACUCUGAAUGCUUGAGCACUUCUUCUCCAGCCGAGCAGCAGCAGCAGCAGCAGGAGCACUUCGGCCUGGGAGGUGCUGCUACAAACAUAACCACUUCAUCAUCACCGGGGCUCGUGCAGCUGCUGCAAGAGCAUGGCAUCUCAGCCGCUCCUUAUCCCCACCAUCACCACCACCAUCAUCAUCACCACCAUGACCAGCGGCAGCACAACAACCGCGGCGCCACAUCUGCAUUCACAGCAAAACGUGGAGGCUCGUCACCAGACAAGGAUGCGGGAAGUCACGUUUUUAGCUUAAACCUCGUGGGGAAGCUUCAGAACCUCGGCUUGCACAGAGUGGCGGCCUGGGGGAUGGCGGGCAGCAAGAAGGGCCAGGAGAAAUGAGGAGAGAGUCGUCGUCUGAAGGUUCUGAUGGGACGGUUUGCACAAUGACUUUGCAUGGAGCCAUGUGACACAGCGCUGGUGUCUUGAAAACUGAAUGUUCUGGAGCCAUACCUUUGAGUUGUCAGUAGUGUAUAGUACUGUUCUUUUCUAUGACGUCCUGUACAGUGGAUAAUAAAUGGUUGCAUGUGUGAGUGAGUGAGUGAGCGAGUGUGUGUGUGUGUGUGUUACAUCUUCAUCUCAGGACAAUCACCUCGAUCACCAGUUUGUCUGAUGAACACAUUUCUUUUUACACGAGGAAGCAACAUCAUGGCUGGGCAACCUUUUAUACUAUUUGUGUAUGUCAUUUUACCUUCACUCGUUUGUGUUUUGUUUUUGUUUUUUUUACUUUCCAAAGUAAGGAAAUCAAGUCUGCUACUAUAUAAUAAUAAUAAUAAUAAUAAUAAUAAUAUUCAGCCAGUUAAACCACAAACCAAGCCAAUGCCGUCACACUGAAGAUCUUUCAGAUGCACUAAAUUAAUUACACUUUGGUCUUCCUGUUUAUUAGCUGCUAUAAUGAGAAAAGCUUGUUGUGUAUGUUAUACGAUUGUCAGAUCUAAAAAAUGAUGAAGCACUGCAAUGCCAUCUGCUCCAACAUGCAGAUGAGAGCGCACUGACUGAGCUAGAAAAUGCUCUUCACGUUGACAUUUUUGCCCCACAGGCCGUCACCUGUUUUCACUGCAAACACUGUCACCUCAGGACUGCUGACACUAUUAUUAUUAUUACUCUGAGUCAAACCUCAGCAAUAAAACAAUCCCCGCGUUUUGGAAGCAAUAUGUGAACCGACUGAAAUACAAUCGUGCUUGUACAAAGCAGGUUUCUGUUGGGAUAUAAAUGAAAUGAAACGUUUGAAGCGUUUUCUUUUACGGUUUCGGUGGCAAAUCCGUAUAAAGAGAGGUCGUUAUUAUUUAAUCAGCAUGUCUCUUCGAUCACUGGCAGGAUAAAAGUGUAGCAUAGUGUGGAUUUUAAAAGGGAAGAAAUCACAAACACGGGUUAAAAUAGUUUGUGUUAAUCAACUGUUUUCUCUGCAUUGCUGUGUGUGCUGUAGUGUCUGCUAGUAUCACAGCUGUACAGUAUAUACCAGUGCGUGUGUAAAUUCAACCACCUGUGAAUAAAAAAAACCUUGCAUUUUCAA